This is a messenger RNA of Galendromus occidentalis (western predatory mite), 1493 nucleotides long. It is a transcript of the gene ZnT86D, whose product is annotated as solute carrier family 30 member 7. Gene Ontology annotation, biological process: intracellular zinc ion homeostasis; zinc ion import into Golgi lumen. Gene Ontology annotation, cellular component: Golgi apparatus; cytoplasmic vesicle; membrane. The coding region runs from base 143 to 1165 and encodes 340 amino acids. The record is from RefSeq and is a predicted model, not a curated record. The transcript is spliced from 6 exons. NCBI's taxonomy places the organism in Eukaryota, Metazoa, Arthropoda, Arachnida, Mesostigmata, Phytoseiidae. Gene Ontology annotation, molecular function: zinc ion transmembrane transporter activity.
AACAGAAGUCUGUGUUUUUGCAGUAGAGAGUGCGUGUCUGUCUCCUGCUGGUGGUUGCCGAAGAGAGCAGCCGUUAAGCAAGGACGUAUUUAUUCGAGCGGAUUGGAGUGCGACAAUGCCCAGAUAGUGACCGGUUGGCGAGAUGUUGCCAAUCCAUAUCGACGAUAAGGAGUAUAAAUUCCGAAGUGCUCCGGGCCGUCUGAGAGAAUGGCUGCUACACUGGCUGAGAGUCAUCAUUUCGGACCAAGGGACUCGAAAUUUGUUCUUGUUUCUCUGUCUCAAUCUGGGAUUCGCUUUCGUCGAACUCAUAUAUGGCGUCUGGACGAACAGCUUGGGUCUUAUAUCGGACUCGUUCCACAUGUUCUUCGACUGCUCGGCUUUGGUCACCGGAUUGGUUGCUUCGAUCAUCAUGAAAUGGAGACCGAAUGAAAGAUUCACCUAUGGAUACGUGAGAGCCGAGGUCAUGGCGGGCUUCGUCAACGGGCUCUGCCUAGUCUUCGUCGCUUUCUACAUUCUUUCUGAAUCCGUCGAGCGACUCAUCGAGCCGCCUGAAGUCAAACACGACCGUCUAUUCCUCGUUUCCGUCGCUGGACUCAUCGUGAAUCUUGUCGGAAUUUUCGCUCUGAACCACGGAGGACACGGUCAUUCGCACGAUGGUGGCGGACAUAACCAUUCACACGGCGGACACGGCCACAGCCACGGAGGCUCUCCCAAAGGCGAAAACAUACUCCUUAGUAUGGGUGUACUCCUUCACAUCAUUGCUGACACCAUGGGCUCGGUCGGCGUGAUCGUCUCCGCUAUUCUGAUGCAACAAUUCGGCUGGAUGAUCGCCGAUCCGAUCUGCUCGAUGUUCAUUGCCUUGUUGAUUUUGAUUAGUGUCUACCCGUUGUUGAAAGAGUCGGUGUCCGUUCUAAUGCAGAGAGUGCCACACACGCUAGACAAUCAGCUCCAAAGCUGUUUCCAACGAGUCGCGUCUCUCGACGGCGUCUACAGUGUACAGGACAAACAUUUUUGGACAUUAUGCAGUGGAGUGUACAUUGGCAAUUUGAAAUUGGAGGUGGCCCGUCGGGCGGACCUCAAUGCCAUCUUGCUGCAUACUCACGCGAUCUUCAAGCAGAUCGGGGUCGAUAAGCUCUUCGUGCAGACAGAGUAUGCAGCGAUGUGAAGAGCGAACUUACAUUCCAUGCUGUGGUGUAAUCCAUCUGCGUCUCUUGCCGGUGGCAUUUUCCGCGACAGAGAGAAGAUGGUGCGAGGAUACGUGAAUUCAUUGACGGGAGUAGGUGCAAUGAGUGGCAGCAAAGUUAUUAGAAUCAUCAUCAUGUCACGAUGUUGACUGACCGCUGUUUGGAUGCUUGGACUAUAUUCUCAAAUAGAGCUGUACAUACUUUCUAUUGUAGCGCUUAGUUUUAAUUCAACAAAUUUUGGACUGGGACGAAGGACACGAUCAAACGGUCUGAGAGGAGUGAGCGCAUAGAUCUUUACCCGGUAAGGAG